Molecule: messenger RNA, 844 nt
Organism: Eriocheir sinensis (Chinese mitten crab)
Lineage: Eukaryota; Metazoa; Arthropoda; Malacostraca; Decapoda; Varunidae
Exons: 2
Coding region: 7-735 (242 amino acids)
Source: RefSeq, a predicted model, not a curated record
CGAUAGAUGACGGCGGAAGCGAGGCGGUGGAGGAGGAGGACUAGAGCGCCCCCUUCCCUGGCGCGGAAUAACCAGAGUCCUGCAAGUCGGCUACCCAAGGCCCUCCCGUGGGUCCACUCCCUCCCCCGCUACCUGUAUACCUCCGUCCUCACGACGUCCUCCAGCAUUAUUACUACUGGUGCUGCCGAGACGAAGGCAUCUGCUACCGCUCCUGCUGCUGAUGCUCCCGAUGGCACUGCUGUUUCCUCCGAGUCCUUUUCCUCGUUUGGUCUUCCUGAGUUUUCCACCGUCUCCAUGACCCCGUACUGGCCCUCCAAAUACCCCUUGUGCCCCUUCCGGCCGCCUACACUCACCGACGACCUUGACCCACUUAUCCAUCCCUCCAGCCUCCUCCAGACACCCCCAUCCAGCCUCGCUCUGUCCUCCCCCUCCCUGCAUGGCUCGGUACACACGUUGCCUGCCGGGGUCGCUGCAGGGCCGUCUACCAUGACCCGUAGCUCUUCCAUGACCUCGGUGAAGUCCUUCAGAUCGCUUCUUGGACCAGGUUCCCCGACCACAUGCAGGCGUCCGUGGAUCUCGUGCAGCAGGCCAGGACCAGGGCGUGGGUGCGUUCCGAUUCGGCCCGUGAGCUGCCUCGGCUGUGUGGAGGGCCUGAGGGUGCUGGACCAGUGGCUUACAGAGGUACAGAACGAAAACAAGGGACAGGAUUUGACCGUUGAAAACAAACACAGGUGAGCUCGUUGAGAAUGGAAAAGAUAUGAGUCAAAUGAUGAAUGACUAUUUCCUCUCAGUUUUCACGCAGGAAGAUCUAACAACCAUUCCAGAGAGAGUUCAGGUUUAUGAG